AUGCACAUGGCUGGCGACGUAGCGGGAGCUGCGCAAACUGCGCACUGCCUGCUAUUCACAUUGCCAGAUGAGCUGCUCCUCGACAUCGCUCACUGCCUGUCGACACUGGAUCAGUGCGAGUUAUCACCCGUUUCGAAGCAAAUUGGAACAAUUGCGCAGGAGGCCGCGUACUGCGCACCGAGCAUACCUUACCGUAGGUCAUCCCCUUCGCGGAUCGCAAUGCUGGCGGAAGUACUGGCCCGUAAUGCUCACCUAGCCUGCAAAGUCCAGGAACUCGACCUGAAGCCCCACACCAGCCACGUCAGUGUCGAAACGACUCUCUUCUGUCCAUGGGAUGACACGGUUGCAGAGUCCAUGCAGCAUCUCACGGUCUUCAUGAAAGAGUCGGAAAUUGUGGGUUACAUUCUGAAGCACGUUCCUAACCUUCGGCACCUGCUGUUGGACGUGAGAGACGAAGAGGCUGCGAGCUUUUCUUCGGAUCGCACGCAUGAGCAUCUGCUUGGCUACGACCACGGACAAGAACCAUACGGAGGAGCAGCAAUGUCGAAUGUUGUAGGACUCUUCCCGCCGCGAGCGACAUGCCGGGUCAAAACAUUGUCCAUGGAAAGAUGCACUCGUUUACUCAAUACACAAACGGAGGCAUCGGACGAGCUAGUCGCUUUCAUCCGUCGUCUACCAGAGCUUGAGGAACUUGUCGUUUCAUUCUGCAACUCGGAAAUCGACGCAAGCACUGGAGAUUCCUACGUAGUGCUGAAACCGGGAACACUGGGAUCGCUGGAUUCACGACUGUUGUAUCUGCACCCUUUGGCCUCGACACUGAAAUACCUCAUUCUAUCUGCUUGUAACCAUAAUGAUGCGUCAUUUCUCGAAUUCAUUUCACCCAUGGGACCGUCGCUCCUUCGGUUUCAAGACCUGCGCAAGCUCCAGGUCGAACAUGAUAUGAUUGUUAGAUCGGAUGGCAAUUCCAUUGAGCAAAUGUUACCUCCUAGCCUUGAAAAUCUGACUAUAUUCGCUCCGCGUCUCAGUGUCGUUCCCUACCUAAAAGGAUUGUUGCCACUGAAAUGUCAUUUCACAAAGAGCAUCACUGUCGAGCUCUGCCAGUUGUUUGAGGUGGGAAUCCUGGUCUGGGUAUUCUGGGAUCCAAAAGAUUAUCGUGAUGAUUGGAACGAUCCCGAUUACGACCCGUUCAUCUUCGAAAUCAUCGAGUUCCUCGCUGGAUUGAGUUUGUGCGGCACGUUAGGUCAAGAUAUGGAGGCGCGUGAAUUGCUCUGA
Parastagonospora nodorum SN15 is the source of this 1272-nucleotide messenger RNA. RefSeq lists its product as hypothetical. The transcript is spliced from 3 exons. The record is from RefSeq and is a predicted model, not a curated record. Lineage: Eukaryota; Fungi; Ascomycota; Dothideomycetes; Pleosporales; Phaeosphaeriaceae. The coding region runs from base 1 to 1272 and encodes 423 amino acids.